Acaulospora morrowiae is the source of this 529-nucleotide messenger RNA. Lineage: Eukaryota; Fungi; Glomeromycota; Glomeromycetes; Diversisporales; Acaulosporaceae. The record is from the annotation of a GenBank genome assembly.
ACUUUCACCUUUUUGGUCAAACACUCCAACCUCGGAAUGGAAUGGGGAAGGUUACUUCACUUCGGCAGGAUUCCAAGACUUUAAAACGGCUCAACAAAGUCUUUUGAGCCAAUAUAACCUAAUGAAGAAGAUUCUCAGUGGCUUUCCUUGUCCCGAGCACAAGAAAUAUAAAGAAAGGGCGAAAUAUUGGGAAGGCGUAAAAGAAAAUAUAGAAAUACGUGACCAGCAAUUAAAAUUAAAUCUACUUAAACAAAUAAGCAAAGUGCCCGCAUAUAAAGGUCAAACGGAUGAACAAGUUAAUUACGUGGUCAAUGACAUUAUCGAUGGCACCAAUAAUGAUGAGAACAUAAGUAAUGUGGGACGUACAAAAUCAAUAACAACUAUUACAGAAAUUGAAGCAACAGGAUACAAUAUUCAGAAAAAACGUGUUGGCAUUUAUAUAAUGCGUGUUCUAAAAGAUGGUGUUUAUCUAGGUACUGAGAUUGAUAACUUGAGAUACCGACAAUUUUUCAAAGGAUCGAUAAGUUGA